AUGUUCACCCGCACCGCUCGUGCUACUGCCCGCUCCUCCCUCGUCGCUGGGCACCUUCGCACCCCAAUCGCACCUCCAAUUCGUACCGCGCGAGAGGCAACGCUGUCCAGUUUGGAAGCACUAUCCCAAGCCAUCAAAACCGCCCCCAGCACAAGCACGAUCUACCUCUCGGGCCAGAUCCCCGCCGACGCAAACGGAACCCUGAUUCAGGGCUCCAUGGCGGACAAGACGGCGGCUAUCAUCAACAGCACGAAGAUUAUUCUCGAAAAAGCGGGCUCGGGUCUUGAUCAGGUUGUUAAAGUUGUGGUCUAUCUUAAAGACGCGCGCGCCAUGCCCGAGUUCGCGAAAGUAUACGACCCUGCGUUCCCGCAUCGACCGGCGAGAUCUAUGGUUGAGGUGUCGGCGUUGCCGGCGGGGGUGGAUGUUCAGGUGGAUUUUGUGGCUGUUGGGGAGUCUUGA
Messenger RNA from Aspergillus mulundensis, 459 nucleotides. RefSeq names its product RidA family protein. Gene Ontology annotation, molecular function: deaminase activity. The transcript has 3 exons. NCBI's taxonomy places the organism in Eukaryota, Fungi, Ascomycota, Eurotiomycetes, Eurotiales, Aspergillaceae. The coding region runs from base 1 to 459 and encodes 152 amino acids. The record is from RefSeq and is a predicted model, not a curated record. Gene Ontology annotation, cellular component: cytosol; mitochondrion.